UUGAAGCAGCUGCAUCAUCAUUUGUUCCUGUGGUUCACUCGCUCCCUCCUUCCCUCUCUCUUCUCCUGUCCUUUCUGUCUCCUGAGACUCUGGGAGAGUUUGAAAUUACGCAUUUGCCCUUCCUUCCAAUUCCUUCUCUAUCGGUCGACGAAGUGGGGUUCAGAAUUGUGAUGUCAAUUAAUGGCGUUCUGCGAAACCCUAGCCGCCAUUUGUAAUUCCAGGAACAGGAAACCGCACCGAGAGACCCGUGAGUUCUUCAUUCAUUUAUGUUUUUCUUUUUUAAUUGCCUCGGCUUUCCUUUGAGCUUGCAGUAUUAGAGUGCUGAAGAUUUGUCGCUUUGAGGUUAGGAUUAUGGUAGUUUCUCAGAAUUUUGGAGUUUUGUUCGAAAUCAAUAGCGUUGAGAGCAGGCUUGCAAUUCUCUGGAAGCAUAUUGUAAUUUAAGAAUCUUGAGCUGGGUGAUAGGGUUAGUAUUUGGGGUUUAGUGUUUAUCUCUUUCAGGAAUGGCAGAAGACAGCCUCCGAAUUGGUGGGCUUUCUUCUGGGUUGGCUGUGUUAUUGAAUGGUGAGGAUAGUAAAGUGGGUUCAUCAAAAUCUUGGCUAGUUUCUAAUUGUGAUGAUUUUGGCCAUCAAUCAGUUGAACGAACUCUUGAAUACAUAUUUGGCAUCCCUAUCAAAUCAAUUGGUUCAAUAUCAGAUCAAAUCAACAGCAAUCUAGUCCGUGAUAUUAUAAAGAAGGAAUGUUCUGAUUUUUUUUCAGAUUCAGGUGCUGUCCUCAGACAUAGAGAUGGAAUUUGUGUUGUUGAUAAUGGUGGUGGACCCCACAAAAUUGCUCUUGAAGAAUCCAGUAUUUGUGGUGAUAUCAGAAUCAUCAGACCACCUUUGCUUGUAGAGAGCUUAGCUAUGUUCAGCAGUGUUAGGGCUAAUGCUUGUCUAUGGAAAGGGAAAUGGAUGUACGAAGUUAUAUUAGAAACCUCAGGUGUCCAGCAGUUAGGAUGGGCAACUAUUUCCUGCCCUUUCACUGACCAUAAUGGUGUAGGUGAUGCUGUUGAUUCUUAUGCUUUUGAUGGAAAAAGAGAAAAAAAAUGGAGCAAAGAAGCUGAAUCAUAUGGGCAGUCAUGGUGUGCCGGUGAUGUUAUUGGGUGCUGCAUAGAUCUAGAUCAGCAUGAAAUAACAUUCUAUAGAAAUGGCAUUUCUCUUGGUGUGGCUUUUCGUGGGAUUCGUCAGAUGGGACCAGGGUUUGGAUAUUAUCCUGCAAUUUCUCUUUCUCAAGGUGAAAGAUGCGAAUUAAAUUUUGGUUCCCGCCCAUUUAAGUACCCCGUUGAAGGAUAUCUCCCUUUAGAGCCACCUCCAACAGUCAAUACUUGCGCUUUUCAGUUACUUUCUUGCUUAUCAAGGCUGUUGGAUAUUGACUGUGUGGAGCGGGCUGGACAUUCUUCUUUGGAGAAAUUGAGGAGGCUGAAGAGGUUUGUUUCAUUUGAAGAUCUCUUUCUUCCUGUUACUCAUGGGAUAUGUGAGGAACUCUUUGCCUUGCUUGAAGAAAAUGGUCAGAGCAUAGAAUAUAUUGCUAGUGGUCCAUUUCUGUCAUUCAUGAUGGAUGUGUUUGGAGUGCAAGCACCGCAUGACUAUUUAAGUCUUGAUAGAAUUCUUGAUGUCUUCCUAGAAUUUCAUGGAUCAACUCCAUUGUUUGAACACAUAUUAAAUGCCCUCUCCUGUGGGUGCAAAACAGCUAGAUUGGUCCUGACAGAUUGCCCUUGUUCGGGGUCAUACCCCUAUCUUGCAUUGGCUUGUCACUUAUUGAGGAGAGAACAGCUUAUGGUUCUUUGGUGGAAAUCAACAGAUUUUGAAUUUCUUUUUGAAGGUUUUCUUUCACGGAAGUGCCCAAACAAGCAAGACCUUGAGUCUAUCAUGCCAUCUGUUUGGUGGCCUGGUUCAUGUGAAGAAGUGUCAUAUGAAAGCAGCAUGUUGUUGACGACUACAGCUUUAUCUGAAGCCAUUAGUAAGAUUGAGGAGAAACAUAGGGACCUUUGUCGCUUAGUGAUACAGUUCAUACCUCCUGUAAUGCCUCCUCAGUUACCUGGUUCGGUGUUUAGGACAUUUUUACAAAACCUCUUAUUGAAGAACAGAGGGGCAGAUCGCAAUCUCCCACCUCCUGGAGUUUCUAGCAAUUCUGUUCUGGUUUCUUUGUACACAGUUCUACUUCAUUUUCUAUCAGAAGGCUUUGGCAUGGGGGACAUCUGCAGCUGGCUGAAGAGGAGUGAAAAUGGUUCUGAUGUUGGUUUUCUUCAUAGGGGUGGUGAGCGGAGUUUUCCAGUUGGCCUGUUCCUAAAAAAUGAUUCCCAUCGAACAGACAUUUCUAGGCUUGGUGGUUCUUUUAAUCAUUUAUUGAAAUUGCAUCUUGUCAAUGAUGAAGAUGAUGAAGUAGUUCGGUGGGAAGAAGGCUGUAUGGAUGAUGAAGAAACAAGAGUAACUCAUUUAAGCAGGCAAAAACCAUGUUGCUGCUCAAAUUACGAUGCUGAUUUUGCUAGGAGCUUGAAGAACCCUAUUAGAUACAUAAACAAAGGUUCUCGUUCUCACUGUGGCCCUAUUUCAGAGAGAUCUGCUCAUGUUGCUGCAGAAUGCAGUGCUGGAAGUUUAAACGAUGAGAUAGCAGACAAACCAAGCUCCAGUGAUCAAUCUGAAUCUGAGUUUGGUUACCAUUCUGUGCAGCAGUUGAGGUUUGUACCCAGGGAGAGUAACAUGUCUUCAGCGACAUUAAGAGAAGAAGAACUUCUUGAUGUUUUGCUGUUGCUGUAUCAUAUAGGUCUUGCACCCAACUUUAAGCAGGCUUCAUAUUACAUGUCUCACCAAUCACAAUCAAUAUCCCUACUUGAAGAAGUGGAUAAACAAAUAAGAGAACGAGCAUGUAGUGAACAACUUAAGCGUCUGAAAGAAGCUCGUAACAAUUACCGGGAAGAAGUUAUAGAUUGCGUCAGACGUUGUGCAUGGUAUCGCAUCUCUCUGUUUUCUCGAUGGAAGCAAAGAGGAAUGUAUGCAACAUGCAUCUGGACAGUCCAAUUGCUUCUAAUUCUUAGUAAAGUGGAUUCACUGUUCUUAUACAUACCUGAAUUUUAUCUGGAAUCUCUGGUUGAUUGUUUUCAUGUGUUGCGUAAGAGUGAUCCUCCAUUUGUCCCAUCAUCAAUUUUUAUCAAGCAAGGGCUUGCCUCAUUUGUUACUUUCGUAGUCACACACUUCAAUGAUCCUAGGAUAUCAAGUGCAGAACUAAGGGAUCUUCUUCUUCAGUCUAUCUCUGUAUUGGUACAGUACAAGGAAUAUCUGGCAGUUUUUGAGAGCAACAAAGCAGCUACCCAAAGGAUGCCGAAAGCAUUGCUUUCUGCCUUUGACAACAGAUCCUGGAUCCCAGUAACAAACAUUCUUCUGCGGUUGUGCAAGGGAUCUGGCUUUUGUUCUUCAAAGCACGGAGAAUCUUCGUUGUCAUCUGUUAUGUUUCAGAGGUUGUUGAGGGAAGCUUGCAUAAAUGAUGAAGAGCUGUUUUCAGCAUUUCUUAAUCGCCUAUUUAAUAUGCUCAGCUGGACAAUGACUGAAUUCUCAGUUUCAGUUCGAGAAAUGCAAGAAAAAUACCAGGUGUUAGACUUUCAUCAAAAGAAAUGCAGUUUCAUAUUUGACCUCUCGUGUAAUCUUACAAGGGUUUUGGAAUUCUGUUCCCAUGAGAUACCUCAAGCAUUUCUGAGAGGAACUGACACGAACCUCCGGAGGUUAAUAGAAUUGAUUGUCUUUAUUCUAAACCACAUAACUUGUGCAGCAGAUGCUGAGUUUUUUGACUUGUCAGUUAGACGAAAUGGUCAGUCUUUAGACAAAGUAAACAGAGGAAUGAUAUUAGCACCUCUUGUUGGGAUUAUUUUAAACUUGUUGGAUGCUAGUGAACAUAUGAAGUUUGCGGAAAACAACGAUGUGGUGGCCAUUUUCGCAAGUAUGGAUUGCCCUGCUAGAGUUCAUUGUGGAUUCCAGUUCCUAUUGGAUUACAACUGGGGUGGAUCUUUUAGAGGGGAUAGUUAUCUUACAAAGCUUGAACAGCUAGAAGAUUUCUUGGCUCUCCUUAUUAGCCGUAGUGAGUCUGAAAAAGUUGGUGAGAUGGGUUGUGAAGAAGAAACAGAUGUGAAUGACAGCAUUUGCUGCAUCUGUUAUACCAGUGAAGCAGAUGCUAGAUUUGUGCCUUGUUCUCACAUGUCUUGUUAUGGAUGCAUAACAAGACAUCUGUUGAAUUGCCAAAGAUGCUUCUUCUGCAAUGCUACUGUUCUUGAAGUUGUCAGGAUUGGCGAGAAAACAUAUUAAAAGAAUGCUCUGAAUUAUCUUUACUCGGGUUCUUUUGAUGAUGGCUCGUUAUCUUUCUCGAGCUGGUUCAUGGCAGAAACAUGUUUUCUUAUGAAAGACUCUCCGAUCUGACUGGUCAAAGCAAGUGUCGAGGUUGGCAGAUGAUGUGGAACACAAAAGAAAAUCUAAAAGAAUAGGGAAACCCAAUAAAAAAGAAACGGGAAAGGAAAAAGGAGGGGGGAAUGGGCGGACAAGAGAACAUAAAAUAAAAUUUAAUUGAUAUGGUUUGCUUAUUAGAAAUUAUAAUUUAAUUAUAUGUAUUUAUAGUAAUACUGUGUGUAAAGGAAAGGAGGUUGAUAGGAUAAAGGGGUCUGCAGUCUAGAAUAGGACUGGUUGGGGUGGUUAGUUAAAGAAUUUUGUAGAGGAAGCAAGGCACAUUAUUAUUCUGUAAAUAUGAGAUGUAAAUGGAAAGGAAAUUCCUUCAGUUUUUUUC
Molecule: messenger RNA, 4800 nt
Organism: Cannabis sativa
Lineage: Eukaryota; Viridiplantae; Streptophyta; Magnoliopsida; Rosales; Cannabaceae
Product: E3 ubiquitin-protein ligase RKP
Exons: 11
Coding region: 501-4328 (1275 amino acids)
Biological process (GO): ubiquitin-dependent protein catabolic process; protein ubiquitination
Cellular component (GO): ubiquitin ligase complex; cytoplasm
Molecular function (GO): ubiquitin-ubiquitin ligase activity; protein binding
Source: RefSeq, a predicted model, not a curated record